AUGACAAUGAACAAGGAAUUAUAUGUUGUGGAAGAGGAACAUAGUGGGAGUUCAGACUACAGAGAUGCAUGCAAACUCAGUUUUCAUACUGGAUCGUAUCCAUCUCAGAUGUUUAUCGAGCUUCAAGAAUUGGUACCAAGAGUUGAAGGGGGAUUGCAGUUUGAUGAAUCCAUCUUUAAAAUGCCUGUAGCUGCACAUUUUCGAGUCCUUUGGUUGGAAACUGCGCGAUGGGUGAAUUUUGAAGAAAAUUUCAAUGAAGUAGAGCAACGUUUCACAGAAGCACAUGUACCACCGAUGAAAUUUUCCUGUAUAAAUAGUUUCCGGGAAAAAUUAUCGCACGACCUGAAAAUUAUACAAACAGAUGCACCUACGCUUGGACAAGCUCUUGAUGAAGUAGCAAAGUAUGCACUUCUACAAGAGUGUAUUCAAGGAAAUGAUCAAUAUGAUGUACUUCGAGCGAUACUGUUCGCUGAACGUUGGCAUCCAGAUGUCAAAGGUCAUAUUUCAGAUGAAGCUGAAUUCGAGCAGUAUUGGGCAGGAUGCUUACCAGAAGGUGUGAAUCCCGCUUACGAAAAUGAUGACGGGAAACGAACUUUUAAAAAUUUUCAAUUUAAAAUGAAACCAGCAUUUUUACAGAGAGCAUCGGUUUCAACAAUUGGAUCUAGACAUAAGAAAAGUAUUACUGCAAGCAGAGGCUCAGCCUCAACAAAUGACUUCAAACCUAAGCUUUCUUUAGGUAGUAGAGAUCAAGGAACUAGUUCAUUGGCAAAAGCUCUCAGUAUUCAUCAUGAAUAUCAACAUCCUUAUCAUCGAUACAAUCAACCUUUAACUAAUUGUAUGUCUACUGGCUCAGAAGCCUGUACUGUCAUCUGUGGUUUGGUUGAAUUCUUAAAAGCACCUAUUCUUGUGCUGUUAAGAUUAAACAAAAGUAUUCAACGUUCGUGUAUUUCUGAAGUGGAUAUUCCUGUACGCUUUAUAUUUAUUUAUAUCGGACCUCAAGUUGAUGAUCUGAAUUAUGCUGAAAUGGCUCGUAUAUUUGCUGUAAUGAUGACCAGUGAUGUCUUCCGAGUUUCUGUCUACGAUGCGAUCACUGUUGAUGAUAUAGUCAAAGCGACUGACGCCUUCAUGCAGGAUUCACUGGUAAUGCCACUUUCUCGUCAUUAUAAUGCUAAUGCGCUUGCUGGGAUGACGCGUCAAAUAGAGGCGUAUCGAAGAGAAACAGUAAUCGAAAGAGAUGUGGAUCGUCGUGUGAGAGCUUUGUUUACAGUAAGAAAAUCCAAUGAACAAUCCCAAAAUAAUUUGGUUAACGGGUCAUUCCCUCCACCUUCAUCCAAUCUUAAGCAACAAGACAGCGCAUUAAAACCUGAUGGAGAUAAACCGCCAAUCCCACAGACUGAAAUUGACACUCCAAAAGUUUCCAAGCGUCAAAUUUUUUACGUGAUUUUUGCCCUCCAUUUAUUGAAGUAG
This is a messenger RNA of Heterobilharzia americana, 1467 nucleotides long. NCBI's taxonomy places the organism in Eukaryota, Metazoa, Platyhelminthes, Trematoda, Strigeidida, Schistosomatidae. The record is from the annotation of a GenBank genome assembly.